AUGUCGCGGCUACUGCUAUUAUUAUUUUCUUAUUGUGUUUUGUGUGGACUCCAAAAUGUGUCGGGAAAUUAUGAUCUAAAUAUUCUUCACUACAAUGAUUUUCAUGCAAGGUUCGUUGAAACAAGCCCAGCUGGUAAUAUUUGUAACCCUAAUGUUGCUCCCUGCAUCGGUGGUUUCGCCCGGUUAGCUACAUUGGUUCGUGAGCGUCUAGCUGCUGAAAAAGAUUCCCUUCUCCUCAAUGCUGGAGACAGCUUCCAGGGUACAAUUUGGUACAAUCUUCUGGGAUGGGAGGUUACAAAAGACUUUAUGAAUAUGCUCCCUCAUGAUGCACAUGUACUAGGUAAUCAUGAGUUUGACCACGAUAUUAGAGGAGUUGUUCCAUACUUGCAACAUUUAAACUCCAAAGUGGUGACUGCCAACAUCAUCGAUGACUUAGAACCUACAAUGCACGGUUUAUAUGAAAAGAGUAUCAUUGUUCCAAAGAAUGGAAGAAGAAUUGGAAUCAUUGGUGUUAUAAUAGCCACCACUAACACAUUAGCUUCAACUGGUAGACUUAGAUUCACUGAUGAAGUUGAGGCUGUUAGAGAAGAAGCAGAAAAGCUGAACGCCCAGGGGGUCGAUAUUAUCAUUGUUUUAUCGCAUUGUGGUCUGGAUAUUGACAGAGAAAUUGCCAUGCACGCUGGUUCUCAUAUCGAUAUCAUAGUUGGAGGGCAUAGUCACACAUUGCUGUUCAAUGGAGAUGCUCCUGAAAACAGUGGCUUCACUCCAUUGGGACCUUAUCCUGUAGUUGUGGAACAAGAAUCAAGAAAAGUUUUGAUAGUGCAAGCUGCGGCACAUACUCAGUAUUUGGGUGAAAUUAAACUUACUUUUGAUGACAAUGGACAUCUUCUAAGAUGGGCUGGCAACCCUCACUAUAUUGGAAAUGAUAUUGUUCAAGCACCUGAUGUUUUGGAGAAGAUCAAUUAUUAUUUACCAUUGAUUGAGGAGAAAGCUACUGAAGUGAUUGGCUCGUCUUUAGUUCACCUGGCAGAUGACUGUGCAUGCUCUGAGUGUAAUCUUGGAAACCUUAUUUGUGACGCCUUUAUGCAUUCAGUGAUACCAAGAGCAGGCAAUACCACCUGGAAUUACGCACACUUCUGUGUCAUUAAUCAGGGUGGCAUUAGAGUACCCAUCGACGAAGGAGUAAUAACUUAUGAGUCGGUGAUAUUGUCCACCCCGUUUGAAAACAAAGUCGAAGUUUUUGACUUAAAAGGCGAACAUAUUAUGGAAAUGUUGGAAUUUUCUGUUGCCAACGAACCCUACGCGGGCGCAAGAAUGCUGCAAGUGUCAGGGUUGCGCGCAUCAUUCGAUGGUUCUCGUCCUCGAAACGCAAGGGUGAUCGAGGCAACAAUAAGAUGUAUCGAGUGUGACGUCCCUAGGUAUGAACCUCUGAGGCCUGACAAAUACUACAAAGUCCUGUCGCAGAGUUUUCUCGGGAAUGGCGGAGACGGUUUCGAUAUGAUAAGUGAAAACCGUAGGAACGUAGAAGUUAUUGGAGUGGACUUUGAAAUUCUAAUGGAAUAUAUACGCCAACGCACGCCCGUAUACGCAGAAAAAGAGGGUCGUAUGCAGAUCAGUAAUCCAUGCAUUGUAUGA
Messenger RNA from Spodoptera littoralis (African cotton leafworm), 1635 nucleotides. The record is from the annotation of a GenBank genome assembly. Lineage: Eukaryota; Metazoa; Arthropoda; Insecta; Lepidoptera; Noctuidae.